AUGCAACUUCUUCUUAUAUUGAUUGGAUGGGUCUUUGCAUUAAUAUUUUUAUUUAAUAAAUCAAUUAAAGAAUAUCCAAUAUUACGGUCUUCAAUAAAAUCACUUCCAAUUAUUUUUGAUAUUCUUUUCAUUAGUAUUCAAUAUUCCACAUCAUUUGAAGUUUAUAUGAUGAUUGGGUUAGUGUGGAGUUGUUUGGGUGAUUUUAUGUUAGAAUAUUCUUCUUCUCAAUUUUGUUUUCUUAUUGGGACAUUUUCUUUUAUUAUUGCUCAUUGCUUUAACACAUUAGGGUUUUUUAGUUAUUCUCCAGUUUGUUAA
Molecule: messenger RNA, 315 nt
Organism: Entamoeba dispar SAW760
Lineage: Eukaryota; Evosea; Mastigamoebida; Endamoebidae
Exons: 1
Coding region: 1-315 (104 amino acids)
Cellular component (GO): membrane
Source: RefSeq, a predicted model, not a curated record